UCGGUCAACAUGGCUGAUCUACAGAUGAAGCUUAUCCGUAAGAAAAUCCAGAAAAGAAACGAAAAAAACAAAGAGCGCAAGCUCCUCAAGAAGCAAGCAGAGGCCGAAGAGUCUCUGAAAGCAAUUGCUGUACAGGAGAAAUGCUCUCAAGAAGCUUCAAAAGAUGAAACUGAAGUCGUACAGGAACAACAGCAGCAGGAAGAUGAGCCAGUUGCUAUUAAAACAGAUGCACAGGGAAGUGCCACAAAGCAAAAGAAAAAAAAGAAAAGAAAGGUGCCGCCCUCGACUGAAACACCAGCUGAGAAAAAGCCCAAAACUCUACACGAAUUAAAUGGGGAUGAAGCUGGCGUUGAGGAAGAGGAGAAAGCAGUCAAACCAGAGGACGACAUGGGGGAAGAGGAGGACGAUAAACCUGAGCUUCCAUCUGGUUUGACGGGGGCAUUUGAGGACACAUCUUUUGCUUCUCUUGCUGAACUGGUGAGUGAAAAUACGCUGAAAGGAGUGAAGGAGAUGGGAUUUGAACACAUGACUGAGAUCCAGCACAAAAGCAUUCGUCCUUUGCUGGAAGGAAGAGAUGUGCUGGCUGCUGCCAAGACAGGAAGUGGUAAAACGCUGGCCUUCCUAAUCCCAUCCAUAGAGCUCAUCUACAAACUCAAGUUUAUGCCUAGAAAUGGCACAGGUGUAGUGAUUCUUUCACCGACACGCGAGUUGGCAAUGCAGACGUAUGGUGUGUUGAAAGAACUUUUGACACAUCACGUGCACACCUACGGUUUGAUCAUGGGAGGCAGUAACCGAUCAGCAGAGGCCCAAAAACUGGCCAACGGUGUCAACAUCCUGGUGGCAACACCAGGUCGUUUACUGGAUCAUCUCCAGAACACACCUGGCUUCAUGUUCAAGAACUUGCAGUGUUUGAUUAUUGACGAAGCUGAUCGUAUCUUGGAGGUUGGCUUCGAGGAGGAACUUAAACAGAUCAUUAAGCUUCUACCGAAGAAAAGACAGACCAUGCUAUUUUCAGCAACGCAAACUCGUAAGGUGGAGGACUUGGCACGUAUUUCGCUGAAGAAAGAGCCCCUCUAUGUUGGUGUGGAUGACAACAAGGACAACGCCACUGUAGAUGGUUUAGAGCAGGGCUAUGUUGUGUGUCCAUCGGAGAAGCGCUUCUUGUUGCUCUUCACCUUCCUGAAGAAGAACCGUAAGAAGAAGCUCAUGGUCUUCUUCUCCUCCUGCAUGUCGGUCAAAUUCCACUAUGAGCUCCUCAACUAUAUCGACCUCCCUGUAAUGGCCAUCCAUGGCAAGCAGAAGCAAACCAAACGCACCACCACCUUCUUCCAGUUCUGCAACGCAGACUCGGGGAUUCUACUCUGCACUGACGUGGCAGCGCGAGGAUUAGACAUUCCAGAAGUGGACUGGAUUGUCCAAUACGACCCUCCUGAUGACCCCAAGGAAUAUAUCCACAGAGUGGGCAGGACAGCUCGAGGCAUCAAUGGCAGAGGCCAUGCACUCCUGAUCCUCCGACCACAGGAACUUGGAUUCCUGCGCUUCCUCAAGCAAGCCAAGGUCCCCCUGAGUGAAUUUGAAUUUUCAUGGGCUAAAAUCUCAGAUAUCCAGUCUCAGUUGGAGAAACUGAUUGAGAAGAACUACUACCUUCACAAGUCAGCCCAAGAGGCAUACAAGUCUUACGUGAGGGCUUAUGACUCUCACUCGCUCAAACAGAUCUACAGUGUCAACACACUUGACCUCCUCAUGGUGGCUUUGUCUUUUGGAUUCAAAGUCCCACCCUACGUUGAUCUCAACGUCCAUGGCAGUAAAGGUGCAAAGUUGCAAAAGCGAGGCGGUGGUGGUGGUUUUGGUUACCAGAAAUCCAAGAAUGUGCACAAGUCCAAAAUCUUUAAGCACAUCAACAAAGGACGUAAUGACAACAGGCAGUUCUCGCGCUAA
Nerophis lumbriciformis (worm pipefish) is the source of this 1938-nucleotide messenger RNA. The record is from RefSeq and is a predicted model, not a curated record. Lineage: Eukaryota; Metazoa; Chordata; Actinopteri; Syngnathiformes; Syngnathidae.